GACGUUGGCGUCAAGUGACUGAAGGAGGAGAAGAAGCGGCGUCGACGGCGGCGGAGGAGGAGGUAGAGGAGAGUGAGAGAGAAAAAUCACCGAGUGCCGAGAGUCUGAAGGGCGGCAGAGCCAUCCCGAGAACCACCCGGCGAGGCAGCGAGCUGUAUAAAAUCAUUACAAAAUGAACGGUUGCCGUGUGUUUAUUGGUCGCCUGAGUCCUCAGGUGAGAGAACGUGAUGUGGAAAAGUUCUUCAAAGGUUAUGGACGUAUCCGUGAAAUUGACCUGAAGAGAGGCUUUGGGUUUGUGGAAUUUGAUGAUGCCCGGGAUGCUGAUGAUGCAGUUUAUGAGCUGAAUGGGAAGGAACUGUUCCGGGAGAGGAUCACUGUGGAGCUUGCAAAAGCACCACCUCGGAGAGGAGGGGGCAGGUUUGGUGGAAGGUUUAACUAUUACCGCCCCAGAAGUGAGCGAAGCAGUGGACUAAGAUAUGGACCUCCUGUUCGUACGGACUACCGUUUGAUUGUGAAGAAUCUAUCUUCCCGUGUUAGCUGGCAGGAUCUGAAGGACAUCAUGCGCCAGGCUGGUGAAGUGACCUUCACUGAUGCUCACAGAGUCCAUAAUAAUGAAGGUAUUGUGGAGUUCGCCUCUUACAGUGAUUUGAAAAAUGCAAUUGAUAAACUGGAUGGAAAAGAAAUCAGUGGCCGGAGGGUCCAAUUGAUUGAGGAGCCAAGACGCCACAGGUCUUGGACACGAUCCCGCUCUAGAAGCUCUUCAAGAUCCCGCAGCUAUAAGGGCUCUAGAAGCGCUUCAAGAUCUGCAAGCCGCUCCCCAAGCCGUAGCAGGUCUCGUUCCCGGAGCAGGUCGCCCGCUCGUGAUAGCAAGCGGCAGAGGAAUGAAUCGCGCUCACUGAGCCGUUCGCCUGAGGUCAAACGUCGUAGGAAACCAACCCAGUCGAGGUCGCGAUCAAAUUCUCCUGUUAAAUCGACCCGUUCCUGGUCUGGUUCUCGGGAGCAGUCCCCUGUCAACAGUGCAGAGUAACCACCGUGUUGUAGAAGUGUUUUUAUAAUUUGCUAAAGAUUUUCUAUGAAAUGUUGGCCUCAUUUUGAUUUUUUUUUCUGUCUGAUGCUGGGUUUGGGGUUUAAGUACUUCGGUUUUUAUUUCAUGCAAACAAUUCUAACUUUGAGCCCAUUCAAAUACAGACAUCUGAUUUAAAGUAAUAUAUCGUUGAAAAGAAAGGCUUGAUCAUAAUUUUGUCUAGUAUUGUUUACCAGGCUGUACCAUUGCUUCUGGUGGUGAUCACUGGGACUUGUCUGAGGGGAUUCAGUCACUUCACAUUUCAAUGUGUGGGAUUGAGAGUUUCCCUAGCUGGAACAAUCGGAGCGUCUAGACAAUUUACAUGAAGUAUGGAGUUUCAAACAAGAAUUAUUUAGGGAAGAUGACAGGUUUAUAAAGCCCAAAUUUGAGUGCCCCAUUAUAAAACCAUUAAGUAACUAAUUGAAAUCUGUAGUUUGGUCACCUAACUAAUUGGCCAGUCUGAGUCUUUUUGAAGUAUGGUUCUAAUGAAAUGGAUCUGUUGAAAGGUGAAAGUGCUUCCAUUUAUUGAGGAAACUGCUGAAAACCAAAAGUAUUUUAACUCUCAAACUAUCUGCAUCUAAACUCGAAUCAAGCCACUGUUUCACCAGCACAAACAACAUUUAAAGCUUUGUACAAAAUGGCUGAGCCUGUCGUCCUUUCCACAAGAGGGCGGAGGGGGUUAAAAUAUUCAAAAUGUUUUACAGGAAACCUUUCCAGGUUGGGUCGGUUCUUUCUUUGAAUUGCUACUGGUUCAGGGACAAUUUUUAAAGUUUUUUUCCUUUUUUAGUUUUGUGUUUCAUAAAGCAGUGGUUUAGUUCUUUUGGAUUUUGUGCCAGACUAGCGCACAGUUGCAUCCUGCCUUUAGAGAACCCUGCUGUACUUGCACUUGGAAUUUGCUUUUAAUGUGAAGCCCUGGGUUUGUGAUUGCUGAGUUAGUUUGGCUUUCUUUAACCUGCACACCAAGUGGAGGGAGGCAGCUUGUGGGGUUGGCGGUGGAGUGUAGCAGGGGAAAAAAAUGUAUAUAUAGUUUUUGAUUCACGUGUGUUAAUAGUUCAUGCUUUAUUUGGUUCAUUUCACAUUGUUUUAAAAUAUAUAUAAAUUUAUAUUUAACGUGACCCAUCCUCUUAACUAGUUGCUAGAGAACCAACCUGGAAUGUUGCUCUGCAUUGGAAUUUAAAUGGAAGGAACAACAAAUGUACACCAAUUUAGAUGUUUGUACUUAACAAUUUUAUACAGAAACUAUAUUGCCCAAUGUUCCAUGUACCUUUACUGUCUCCUGCUCGUUUAGUCUAUUGUGUACUACAUACAGGCUGUGUAUCGCUAUCAUUCCUUGUAGCAAGAAAUGGUACUGCAUUAAAAAUUAGUUACAAGUGUCA
This is a messenger RNA of Chiloscyllium plagiosum (whitespotted bambooshark), 2439 nucleotides long. Its product is annotated as serine/arginine-rich splicing factor 5-like. Gene Ontology annotation, cellular component: nucleus; cytoplasm. Lineage: Eukaryota; Metazoa; Chordata; Chondrichthyes; Orectolobiformes; Hemiscylliidae. Gene Ontology annotation, molecular function: mRNA binding. The record is from RefSeq and is a predicted model, not a curated record.